This is a messenger RNA of Bradysia coprophila, 1814 nucleotides long. Its product is annotated as neutral cholesterol ester hydrolase 1-like. Lineage: Eukaryota; Metazoa; Arthropoda; Insecta; Diptera; Sciaridae. Gene Ontology annotation, molecular function: hydrolase activity. The record is from RefSeq and is a predicted model, not a curated record.
CGGUAAACAGCGAUAAAAUGUCGUAAAAUUGUAAAUGCUAAAAAUCCAUCGAUUCGGACGCCGAGAAAGUCUUUGUUUUGUCGAAAAUUUGUGGAACUAUUUGUCGAUUUUCGGCGAUUUUUUCAUGAGAAAGCAGUCCCGGUGAUAAGUGAAAAGCAAUCUGUUUAAUUGUGUUCAGUGAAUCUGAAAAAUUUCAGUGAUAAAGUCGAUUUGUUUGAUUCGAAUUUCAUAUAAGUCUUUUGUGUGACAAAAAAAAAUUGUUUCGUUAACAUCGACCAGACGACGUUUUGUCGAUUGAAAACUCAUUUUUGUCCCCACUGGAUUAUUAAUAUUAUUUGUUCCCGCAAUCAAGAACGAGAGCUGCGAUAAAACCGGAAGUUGUUCGAUUCUAUAAAAUAGCCCAAAGCACACGAACGACUUCUUUCCCUUUCCAAGCAUCAAAUUCCAAGAUCAUGAGCAUCGGUCGUUGGUUUUUGAGAUUGCGAGUGCUGUUGUUUAGGGUUCUGAUGGGAUUCGGUAUGAAAAUUCAUCAUAAAGGCGAGCCGAAAGCACCACAACCUGUUUUUAGGGUUGUCAUACCAUCAAGACUAGCAACACGAACCGGUCGCAUCGAAUUAGUAUUUUACGUUCCAGUUGGAUAUUUUCAAGUUCCGAUCGAUCACCGGUAUCCGGUAGUCGUUAAUUUCCAUGGCGGAGGAUUUGCGCUGGGAACGGCAACGGAUGAUGCAAAAUGGGCGUCGAUGGUUGUGAAAAAUGUGGAUGCCGUUUUCGUUUCAGUGGAGUACAGACUUGCGCCAGAAUUUCCAUUUAGUACAGCGGGAGAGGACGGAUGCGAUGCAAUUAUUUUUCUGGCGGCUCAUGCCGAAGAGUUACGAUUGGAUUCUAAUCGAAUUGGGAUUUGUGGUUUCUCUGCUGGAGGAAAUUUAGCAAUGACCAUUCCGUUGAUGCUCCACAAUCUGAAGAAUAACACGGGAAAGAGACACCUAAAAUGUUCCGUACAACAAUCCGAUUCGACUACAAAUACCUCAAAGCUGGUUUUGUCUCCAGCCAAAUCCGUUUACAAGUCGGACGACUUCAAAAUGACUGAUCUCGAAAUUAGUCAAACAUUCCCAGUGUUCACCAUCAAAUGCUUGGUAUCGUUCUAUCCACCGUUAGAUUUUCGUCAACCACGCGCCGAAAAGCGACUAACAAAUCGGAAACCGGAAAAAAACCUGCCUGCCUUUCUGACCAAUCUUUUCGAUGCAUCGUACCUGUAUCCUCGCGAUAAGGUCGACGACAAUGAUCCGUACCUUAGUCCCGUCGCAGCGCCAAACGAAUUGCUGAAUGCAGCCUACCCCGACGAUAUUAUCCUCUACACUUGCGAAUAUGACAUGCUAAACGCGGAAGGUGUUGCCUUCGGUAAUCGAUUGACCAGUGAGAUUGGCAAAAAUGUAACCGGUGGAGUAAUUAAAGAUGUGGCGCAUGCGUUUGACAAGAUGCCGAAACCAUCGCAGGAAAACUUGAAGGCCACGGAAAAUUGUUAUAAGAAGGCUUGUGAGGAGCUGACAAAGGUUUUUGCGGUGAAAACUGCGUUGAAUGAACAAAAGCGUGAAAGCGAUGAGCAGAUGAAUGGAGUGACAGACGACAAUGAUUUGAAUUCUGUUAGCGUUAGCAGUCUCAAGCAAUGAGUGUUUUCCGUACAAUUGGAAUUUUAAGUUGUCUUUCCUCACAUGCUCUGCUUUUCUGACUGAUUUUAUGUAAAUUGGAAAUAGUGGCAAUGAAACAUUGUAUGGUGGUGGGUGAAUCGGAAUAAACAGUAACCUUGACACAAACAA